Molecule: messenger RNA, 1906 nt
Organism: Mesocricetus auratus (golden hamster)
Lineage: Eukaryota; Metazoa; Chordata; Mammalia; Rodentia; Cricetidae
Gene: Egfl8
Product: EGF like domain multiple 8
Biological process (GO): anatomical structure development
Cellular component (GO): extracellular region; cell surface
Molecular function (GO): calcium ion binding; signaling receptor binding
Source: RefSeq, a predicted model, not a curated record
UGCCCAUUCUGUUUAGGUUCCUGACUCCCUGGGUUCUUUCCUGCUGGGGACAAUUCUCUUCCUGUCCCAGCCCGGGGUCGGGGCUGAGCCCCAGGCUCUGGCGGUUUGGGCCUCGGGCGUCAUGGGCAGAAUAGGCCCGCCACCCCUGGCCCAGACGAGGGGGUGCUGAGGGUCAGGGUGGGCAUGUGUCAGGCCCCUUGACCUUUGUAGGCCAGGGCUUGGUGACGGAGCUAUACAGUGAGUCUCCCUUUGCCUGGGAGGAGGAAUUUGGACUCGGACAAUACAGCUCUGUCUGUUCCUGGCUUGGGGGUGGUGUCCCCCAACCCCCAAUAAAUGCCAUCAAGGGAUGGAGGCAGUUUUCCCCUGGUGGCUUGGGCACCCCUGCCCGUCUGUGACUGCUGCCUUUUCUCGGCUGGUCUGGCCAGUUUGGCCGUGACCUGGCCUUUCUUGCCUCUAACCCCUUCUCCCCGCCCUCACAUUUCUCCCGCAGUCUGUAGGUGGGAGGGGCGUGGGGUGCUGCCUGCCAGGAACUUCUGAUUUGGGGGGCCUUCAAAGGUUUUGUACGUCCUUCUAUGCAGCUCUUGGCUGAGGAGAAGGGGCCUGAGGCAGGGAGUCUUGUGGGAGGGGGCAGGGUAGGAGGCUGCUCUCUGGCCCAGCCCCUUUGCCGUGGAAGCCGGAGAGGCCCAGCCGCCAGUGUGAGCGGCUGCUGCUGGGUUGCCCGCUGGUGUGGCUUCAGUCUCCCCCGACGACAGGAAAACAGAUUGUUUUAGGAGGGUCCAGGCGAGAGAGGGGGCCCACAGAAGCCAGGAGCAUCCAGGAACGACUUGUCUGCAGCCCACAGAGUCUGGAAGAACCAUGGGGCUCAGGGCUGAGCUGAGCGUCUUCCUAGUCGGACUUUGGUUCCUCCUGCUACUGAUGGCAGGCGCAGGCAGGGGGCGCAAAAGAGGACCUUUCAAACCAAGUCUGGGGGUCUGCUCCAACCAGACCCUGGUGGUUCCGCUCCGCUACAACGAGUCCUACAGUCGGCCCGUGUACAAGCCCUACCUGACGCUGUGCGCGGGGGUGCGCGUGUGCAGCACCUACAGGACCACGUACCGCGUGGCCUGGCGGGAGGUGAGGCGCGAGGUCCAGCAGGCGCACGUAGUGUGCUGCCAGGGCUGGAGGAAGCCGCGUCCGGGAGCGCUCACCUGUGAAGCCAUCUGCUCCAAGCCUUGCCUUAACGGAGGUGUGUGCACUGGACCGGACCAGUGCGAGUGUGCCCCAGGCUGGGGAGGGAAGCACUGCCACGUGGACAUCGAUGAAUGCAGGGCCAGCCCUACCCUCUGCUCUCACGGCUGUCUCAACACCCUGGGCAGCUACACGUGCGGCUGCCCGCACCCGCUGGCUCUGGGUCCGGACGGACGCACCUGUGCAGCGGGGCCUCUGGAAUCCUCUACGAGUGCCAGCGUCCUCAGUGUGGCGGUUCGGGAAGCGGAACGUGAGGAGCGAACCCUGAGGGAGGUCGCCGAGCUGCGUGAGCGCCUGGAGCGGUUGGAGCAGUGGGCCACACAGGCUGGGGCCUGGGUCCGAGCAGUGCUGCCCAUGCCGCCUGAAGAGCUGCAGCCCGAACAGGUGGCCGAGCUGUGGGGCCGGGGAGACAGGAUCGAGUCCCUCAGUGACCAGGUGCUGCUGCUUGAGGAAAAGCUGGGUGCCUGCGCCUGUGAGGACAACAGCCUGGGCCCACGCCUCCAUGGUUGACGAGGAACCUGUCAGCAGCCUGGAUCCUAAUUUAUACAGAAACCGCACUAUCUGGGAUUGGCAGAUGAGGGUGUUGACCAGCAAGGCACAAGGAGCCACAGAAAAUCUCCAGAUCUCUCUUUAUUCUCAGUUGCUUUCUGUUACCCAAAUAAAAACCAACCACGCAAAA